UCUUUCCUGACCAGAUCAGCCCAGAUUAAGUAAGGCCUCUUCUCUAUAAAAGUACAAAGACAUAGUGCUCAAAAUGCUUGCUACAAUGCAAGCCCUUCAGUUGCUCCUGCUGCUACUGCUUAUCCUGCCAGCCACAGGUUCAGACCCUGUGCUCUGCUUCACCCAGUAUGAGGAGUCCUCUGGCAAAUGCGCAGGCCUGCUUGGAGGAGAUGUCAGUGUGGAAAACUGCUGUCUCAAUGCUGCCUAUGCCUUCCAGGAGCAUGGUGGUGGUCCCUGUCAGGCAUGCAGAGUCAGUUCAAACCAGGAUGAAACAUGGGCUCCUCUCUGUAGGUCCCCACGAUGGUCACCAUGGUCCUCAUGGGCCCCCUGCUCAGUUACAUGCUCUGAGGGGUCCCAACUGCGACACAGGCGCUGUGUGGGCAGGGGUGGGCAGUGCUUUGAGAAGGUGGCUCCUAGGAUCCUUGAGUGGCAGCUACAGGCCUGUGAGGACCAGCCAUGCUGUCCAGAAAUGGGUGGUUGGUCUGAGUGGGCACCCUGGGGGCCUUGCUCUGUCACCUGCUCCAAAGGAACCCAGACCCGUCAACGAGUAUGUGAUCACCCUGCUCCUAAGUGUGGGGGCCACUGCCCAGGAGAGGCCCAGCAAUCACAGGCCUGUGACACUCAGAAGCUCUGCCCCACACAUGGUGCUUGGGCAGCCUGGGGCCCCUGGAGCCCCUGCUCAGGAUCCUGCCUGGGUGGAGCUCAAGAACCUAAGGAAACACGAAGCCGCACGUGUUCUGCACCAGCACCUUCCCACCAGCCCCCUGGGAAACCCUGCUCAGGACCAGCCAAUGAGCAUCGGGGCUGCACUGGCCUACCACCCUGUCCAGUUGCUGGUGGCUGGGGGCCAUGGGGCCCUGUGAGCCCAUGCUCUGUGACCUGUGGCCUAGGCCAGACCCUAGAACGACGGACAUGUGAUCAUCCUGUACCCCGUCAUGGGGGCCUCUUCUGUGCUGGUGAUGCUACUCGAACCCACAUCUGUAACACAGCCAUACAUUGCCCUGUAAAUGGGGAGUGGGAAGCCUGGGGGAAAUGGAGUCACUGUAGCCGUGUGAACAUGAAAUCUAUCAGCUGUGAGGAAAUCCCAGGCCAGCAGUCACGCACAAGGACCUGUGGAGGCCGCAAGUUUGAUGGAAAGAGAUGUUCUGGGAACCACCAGGAUAUUCGACACUGCUAUGACAUCCAUAAUUGUGUCUUGAAAGGUUCAUGGUCACAGUGGAGUACCUGGAGUCUGUGCACACCACCAUGUGGACCCAACCCCACCCGUGUCCGCCAGCGUCUCUGCACACCUUUGCUCCCCAAGUUCUCGCCUACAGUUUCCGUGGUCGAAGGUCAGGGUGAGAAGAAUGUUACCUUCUGGGGAACCCCACGAUCACUGUGUGAGGAGCUACAGGGGCAGAAGCUGAUGGUGGAAGAGAAACGCCCAUGUCUACAUGUGCCUGCCUGCAAAGACCCAGAGGAGGAGAAGCCCUAAAAUCUCUUGCUUCCAUUCUAACCCCCUUAUCUUCCAGACUUCAAUAAACAGUCUUUCUAAA
Myodes glareolus (Bank vole) is the source of this 1574-nucleotide messenger RNA. It is a transcript of the gene Cfp, whose product is annotated as complement factor properdin. The record is from RefSeq and is a predicted model, not a curated record. NCBI's taxonomy places the organism in Eukaryota, Metazoa, Chordata, Mammalia, Rodentia, Cricetidae.